AUGGCAACCACGAACCCCCAGCAGCGUCGGACCCACGCAGCGAAGGUUGUUCUCUCGCAGUUGUAUGCUACAUGGGUAACGAGCGAAAGUGGUAUGACAGAAAUAGAGAAAGCCAUUGAGGAAAUAAUGAGCCUGCAGCAAAAGGGUAGGAAAACUAACGGUAGCCCACCAAAUGAAAGUAGUAAUGCAACUAACCGGCAUUCAGCGGAGCCCCAGCAACAGCGCAACCCCGCUGACGCUCAAAAUAAUUACCACUCGGAUCCCAACACAACUCCCGUCCAAGCCACACCACGCCGUAGUUCUUCUCCGCAACCAACAUCGCCGGGGAACGCGCGUCGUCGGCAAGGAGAUGAUGCACCGCGUUCGCCGAGUCCCGUACACAAAACACGUUUAUAUGGCGUGGAUGAACUCGACUUCUCCCAUCGUGUGGGUUCCCCCGGUGGGACGACUACCGCUUCACCGGGCGGAAUUCAUCACGUGAAACCUGUCGUCGACCCGAUGGCACCAGUGCCGCACUUGAGUAGUAGCACUGGUGUCACUAAUAACAACAUUAGUGGCGUCAGCAACAACAGUAACGUCAACGUAGCGUCGAUUCAACCAACUACGCACUUCCUUAGCCCCGGUUCGCUGGAUGUUUCUGUCACCUCUGUAGUUGUGCCAAAUGAAUCAUUCGCUUCUAUAGAAACGAGCGUUGCGGGGAGCUCGAUGCCAUCACAGCGUGUAGUGCAUCUCUCAGGAAACUUCGCUUCCCUCCCUCCCGAGAAUGUAGAGCGUGCUACACUUAACGAUAUCCCGGUGUUUUAUAGUGGUAAGGAUCGAAAAGGUGGAAGAAAGUCGCUUGUAGAAGCGGAAGAGCAUGCAUUACGAAAUUUCUUUGCUCUUAAGGGCUCGGCGGUGAACCGAAAGGUAGCGAAGGGCGCGGUGGCACCGAUUGAUGCAAGCAAAACCGUGAGAAAGGGCCAGUUUGGUAAACUUUGCCAGGAUGUUUUUGGUGUGCCGACGUGGUUGAAGGAUGCAUUAUUUCGCCGCAUUGCGGUGACGUCUGGUGUCUCUGAAUCGACCGCUCUCACAUAUGAACAGAUAUCGACCUUCUACUACAAUGUAUUUGGGCCUCUUUCCAUUAACAGACGCCUAUUCGAGCUGCUGCGUAACGACUCGCGAUCUGAGCACUUGACGCUGCAGAAUCUCAAGGAUGCCACACGUUACUUAGUCGACUCCCAUCCAGGUCUUGAAUUUCUUAAGCAACCGGAGUUUCAGGAGUAUUACUGCCGAACAGUUGCGAUUCGCAUAGUGUACUCUUUAGAGCGGCAGCAAUGUGGUUUUAUUAGUUGGUAUGACUUCGAUCGCAGUGAUCUCCCCGAGGUUAUGCAGGAGGUAGACGAAAAGGACGUGAACGUAGUCCUUCAAUACUUUUCUUAUGAACACUUCUAUGUACUGUACUGCAAGUUCUGGGAGCUGGAUACUGAUCGGGAUCAACUGGUUGGUUUUGACGACAUGUGUAAAUAUGGCCAGGGGGCUAUUUGCCCAUCUGUAAUAAAGCGGGUUGUAGAGGGAGCUGGUCGUCCCCUCAAAUCAGGAAAACCGGGGAAACUUGAUUUCGAGGACUUUGUGUAUUUUUGCCUCUCCGAGGAGGAUAAGAACAGCCGCUCGGCGGUAUAUUACUGGUUUAAAGUGCUUGACGUUGAUGGUGACGGCAUUUUGAGUGGCUAUGAGCUCUACGAAUUUUUCCAGGAGAAUCAACAGCGAUUUUUAGAGUAUUUUGAGUGCCCCGAGUCGGACCUUUCAUACCCUGAUAUGAUGUGUCAGAUGAUGGACAUGCUGGGCUUUUCGCAUGUGUCGGAGGAGAAGUUUGGACUGAAACUGAGUGACCUGCACUCCUGUGCAACGCCAGCCAAUUUCUUCAACAUGGUGUUUAACGCGCACAAAUUUAUGCUCUUCGAACACCGCGAUCCGUUCUUAGAGCAUCAGCAAAAAGUGCGUCCCGAGAAAACAGAGUGGGAUCGAUUUGCUCGUGCUGAGUACGAUCGUAUGGCUAGUGAGGCGUAG
Molecule: messenger RNA, 2046 nt
Organism: Trypanosoma brucei brucei TREU927
Lineage: Eukaryota; Euglenozoa; Kinetoplastea; Trypanosomatida; Trypanosomatidae
Exons: 1
Coding region: 1-2046 (681 amino acids)
Biological process (GO): protein dephosphorylation
Cellular component (GO): protein phosphatase type 2A complex
Molecular function (GO): protein phosphatase regulator activity; calcium ion binding
Source: RefSeq, a predicted model, not a curated record